CUGCAAUGGUCCAAGGGCAAGACGAAGACCAGUAGCCGACGUCGUCUGCAGCUCGUCGUCUCCUAUGCUCCCGACUGGAUACUUACGCUGCUUCUUGCCGGUAUGCUGGCUUUCUUGGACACCGCACAUGGCUUCCGUCGAGAGUUCUCCCUCACCGACCCUUCACUUCAACACACCUACGCCGAGCACCAGCGAGUGCCAAUGUGGCUCCUCGUUCUUCUCGCCGUCAUUGUUCCCAUCUGCAUCCAGGCGCUCAUCUCCCUCGUCGUCGCUCGCUCCUUCUGGGACUUUCACGCUUCUCUACUCGGAUUGGUCGUCACGCACGCCCUCACGGUCACCACCACGACAAUUAUCAAGAUUUCCGUUGGUCGUCCGCGCCCUGACCUGAUCGAUCGCUGCCAGCCACGCGCUGGCGCGACGAAUGCUCCGAUUUACGGGCUCGUCACAGACGCCAUCUGCACGAACCCGCUCAACGAGCACCUGGUCUCAGACGGGUUCCGCAGCUUCCCCUCUGGCCAUUCAAGCGCUGCCUUCGCAGGACUGACGUUCCUCUCGCUCUAUCUGGGUGGCAAGUUCCAUCUCUUUGGCAGAAAGGGCCACGCUGGGGUAUCGUGGAUCGUCUGGCUCCCCAUGCUUGGCGCGACGAUGAUCGCCGUCUCUCGCACGAUGGACUACCGACACCACGCCACAGAUGUCAUCGCGGGCGGUAUCCUGGGAGCAGGCGUUGCCGUAGGGACAUACUUCCUUUACUACCCUUCGCUCUGGGACUCGCGCUGUCACAAGCCGUGGGCUCCUCGUGUUCCGCGGUAUCGCUUG
Molecule: messenger RNA, 816 nt
Organism: Jaminaea rosea
Lineage: Eukaryota; Fungi; Basidiomycota; Exobasidiomycetes; Microstromatales
Product: acid phosphatase/Vanadium-dependent haloperoxidase
Exons: 1
Biological process (GO): phospholipid metabolic process
Molecular function (GO): phosphatidate phosphatase activity
Source: RefSeq, a predicted model, not a curated record